Molecule: messenger RNA, 1164 nt
Organism: Aspergillus ibericus CBS 121593
Lineage: Eukaryota; Fungi; Ascomycota; Eurotiomycetes; Eurotiales; Aspergillaceae
Product: PIG-L family deacetylase
Exons: 4
Coding region: 162-1106 (314 amino acids)
Biological process (GO): GPI anchor biosynthetic process
Cellular component (GO): endoplasmic reticulum
Molecular function (GO): N-acetylglucosaminylphosphatidylinositol deacetylase activity
Source: RefSeq, a predicted model, not a curated record
CAGACCCUGACCGUAAGGCUGUAUCGGUGGGUUUCAGUGGGUAUCGUUACCAUACAUACGUCUGCCGGACAAUACCGUCAGGCUGCAGCCUGCCAUUCAUCCUCCGGUUCCUGGGAAUUCCCGCAAGUGCGGACAGUGAAGGAACUUCAAAGCGAAAUGCCAUGGCCAGACCACACUCUUCUUCCAUCCAUUCUACCGCGAACAGCCCGUCGGUGAUGGUCUCUCCCACCCGUUUGGUCAAGCGCUUUGUGCGCCGGACGUGCCGACAUGACUGGAAAUGGCUGAUCGCAUCAGCAGCGUUGAUCUGGCUGUCAGCCGCGGUCUGUCUGUACGUGCUGUUGGCAUACUAUCUGGCCGAGGAUCUCCGUCUCGUUCCGGAGACGAUUCAGCGGGCACGGAAUGUGCUUCUCGUGACCGCCCAUCCCGAUGAUGAGACCUUGUUCUUCAGCCCGACUAUCCUCCAUGGCCAUGACAACCCGGAUGUCACCCGUGCCUUGUUGGUCUUAUCCACAGGUGACUACAAUGGCCUCGGAGACAUUCGUAAAGGGGAGAUCGAACGCAGUUGUGCCGCGCUGGGCAUCCAACCCGCUCGCUGUGUGGUGCUGGAGCAUGGCGCAUUGCAGGAUAAUCCAAAGAAGUGGUGGCGCGAGGAUGUCAUUCAAGAUAUCGUGGCGCAUUACGUCCAUAUGUGGAAAACCGACCUGAUCUUCACGUUCGAUCAUGGUGGCGUCUCCGGCCACAUUAACCACCGGGCUGUCAGUGCGGGAGUGCUGAACUACGCGCAAACCUUCCCUCACACGCCACCCAUCUACGCCCUACAGAGUACCUUUCUCCUACGCAAGUACUCAUCGCUGCUCGACUUGGUGCUCACCUCGGUGCCAUUCUCCUGGCGCAUUACCAAAGCGCUCUUUACACGGCAUGGAAAAUUGCUCGUGGGAGGACAGGAUCUCUACGGCGACAAAGCACUGCUGGUCAGUCCGUGGCGGACCUAUCUCAUCGCACGGGCUGCGUUCAGUCAACAUGCGAGUCAAUACUCCUGGGAUCGGGUACUGUACUUGGUAGUUAGUCGGUACAUGUGGCUUAACAAUCUGUACCGCAUUGCAUAGAUUCAUUCAUUCCUCAUAUCAUGCCUCGUAUACUGCAUAUUCCAUAAAAUGUUCAAAU